UCCAAGCAAGAAACCUUGUCCCUCGAGACAACAAUGGUUAUUCUGACCCUUUUGUUAAAGUGUAUCUUCUUCCUGGGCGAGGUCAAGUCAUGGUUGUCCAGAAUGCAAGUGCUGAGUACAAGAGAAGGACUAAGUAUGUUCAGAAAAGUCUUAAUCCUGAGUGGAAUCAAACAGUAAUUUAUAAAAGUAUUUCCAUGGAACAGCUCAAGAAGAAAACACUGGAGGUGACAGUUUGGGAUUAUGAUAGAUUUUCUUCCAAUGACUUCCUUGGGGAGGUAUUGAUUGAUUUAUCUAGCACAUCCCACCUUGAUAACACUCCAAGGUGGUAUCCUCUCAAAGAACAGACUGAAAGCAUUGAUCAUGGCAAAUCCCAUUCCAGUCAGAGCAGCCAGCAGUCCCCAAAGCCAUCUGUUAUCAAAAGCAGAAGCCAUGGUAUCUUCCCUGACCCAUCGAAGGACAUGCAGGUUCCCACCAUUGAGAAAUCCCAUAGUAGUCCUGGUAGCUCAAAAUCAUCAUCCGAAGGCCAUCUCCGUUCGCAUGGACCGUCUCGCAGUCAAAGCAAAACCAGCGUCACUCAGACCCACCUGGAAGAUGCAGGGGCUGCCAUAGCUGCUGCCGAAGCCGCCGUGCAACAACUCCGCAUUCAACCAACAGCACAUAAAAGCGGUCAGUCUAAUCAUGCCAGGAAGCAGCACAGACACAGCAUAGCAGGAGUCUUCCCCAUUCAAAGAACUCAGUCUGAUAAUCUGCCUCCACCAGCCAAUGGCAACCAAGACCAAAGCCAGCUAGCCCUCAGGAAGGUGAUGUCUGAUGGACCAGUCAAGCCAGAAGGAGGUGAGCAGAAAGGCCCUGUUCAAAGCACACAGCAAGAACAUCCCCAAAUUUAAAGCUCUCAUCUUUAAUUUUUAGAGAUUGUCUGAUAAAAUAUGUUUAUCCACUUUUUAAUGUGCUUUUGUGGGCAUGACAUUUCAGGACUUCAUCAUCACCAUGUAAGUCCCAAGAUCAGUCCCGUAAUAUAUCAACUACAGUGAUUUGUAUUUUUCUAUGCACUGGGCAUCUUUUGACUUUUGUUGGGAAAUAGAUUAACAAUAUUCAUAUUGCAGAAUGGAAUGCAUGCUACUAACCUAAUCUGUUCAAGCAUGACUAUAAAUAUGUUGCAUUGUGAUAAAAGUUUAAAUUGCUCACAGUUCAAGUUAGCAUACCAGUUGGAAUGUAGAUCAGUAUUUGUUGCGUAUUAUUUCAAGUGUAACUUUUAAAAAAAUAUAUAGUGGAUUUUGGAAAUUCUUAGAGGAAAGUAAAGGAAAAAUUGUUAAUGCACUCACUCACCUUUACAUGGUGAAAGUUCUCUCUUGAUCCUACAAGCAGACAUUUUCCACUCGUGUUUCCAUAGUUGUUAAGUGUAUCAGAUGUGUUGGGCAUGUGAAUCUCCAAGUGCCUGUGUAAUAAAUAAAGUAUCUUUAUUUCAUUCAUAAA
Molecule: messenger RNA, 1473 nt
Organism: Propithecus coquereli (Coquerel's sifaka)
Lineage: Eukaryota; Metazoa; Chordata; Mammalia; Primates; Indriidae
Product: protein piccolo-like
Exons: 7
Coding region: 90-887 (265 amino acids)
Biological process (GO): protein localization to synapse; presynaptic active zone assembly
Cellular component (GO): cytoskeleton of presynaptic active zone; glutamatergic synapse; membrane
Molecular function (GO): structural constituent of presynaptic active zone
Source: RefSeq, a predicted model, not a curated record